Teleopsis dalmanni is the source of this 1966-nucleotide messenger RNA. RefSeq names its product neuropeptide CCHamide-1 receptor-like. The transcript is spliced from 8 exons. Gene Ontology annotation, molecular function: G protein-coupled peptide receptor activity. The record is from RefSeq and is a predicted model, not a curated record. Gene Ontology annotation, biological process: G protein-coupled receptor signaling pathway. NCBI's taxonomy places the organism in Eukaryota, Metazoa, Arthropoda, Insecta, Diptera, Diopsidae. Gene Ontology annotation, cellular component: membrane. Bases 136 to 1662 code for a protein of 508 amino acids.
CUAUGUAAAAUAAAUAAAGCCAAACAUUGGCAUUUUAUCUGGUUGGGAAACCACCGAAAAUUGUACACAACUGCUUGCCAAAUCGUACAAGUGCAAGUACAUAAGUAAAUAGUUAAACAGAUCCAAACUUAAGUCAUGCAAAAUUUAUUAUUAUAUGAAGCAACGUCAACUCUAUCACAAAGUGCUAGCGCCGGACUACAUGCAGAUAGCAUCGGUUUAGGUAUGAACAAUCCCAGCACAGAAGUGACAACUGCAGCAGCAUUAAAUAACACUUGGACGCUAUGGGAGUUAGCAACUGCUGCAACUUUAACAGCAGUAACCAGCUUCACAACGCGCACUUUAAUGGACGUUGAACGGGGUGGUAGCGAUGGUAUAAGCGAUAAUGACGGAGGAAGUGAUUACCUGAAUAAACUACUGAAUGCAACCACAAAUAAUACACAAGACCUCUUCAUUGCUUCUACCGAAACUCCAUAUGUACCAUAUCAAUUACGUCCUGAAACAUAUAUUGUACCUGUAUUGUUUGCUUUCAUCUUUAUAGUUGGUGUCCUCGGCAAUGGCACUCUGAUUGUUGUCUUUCUUGCUGUGCGGCAAAUGCGGAAUGUACCAAAUACGUAUAUACUUUCUUUGGCACUGGCUGACAUGUUGGUAAUAAUUACAACAGUACCACUGACCUCCACCGUGUAUACAGUGGAUUCAUGGCCAUGGGGUAGUUUCCUUUGUACGCUUUCGGAGUUCAUUAAGGACGUGUCAAUUGGUGUGUCCGUGUUUACACUUACUGCUUUAUCAGGCGAUCGUUACUUUGCAAUUGUGGAUCCCCUAAGGAAAUUCCAUGCUCAUGGUGGUGGAAAGCGUGCAACUCGCAUGACUAUUGCAAUUGCGGUUUUUAUUUGGAUUUUAGCCAUUUUAUGCGGCUUACCGGCGCUGAUUGGAACUUAUGUGAAAAAAAUCGAAAUUAAUCGGAACAAAUCAUUUUCACUCUGUUAUCCUUUCCCUGAGGAAUGGGGCAUGCAAUAUGCCAAAACAAUGGUAAUGUUAAGGUUUUCGGUCUACUAUGCUAUACCACUCAUCAUAAUUGGAGUAUUUUACGCAUUGAUAGCCAAACAUUUGAUGUUUACAGCCAGCAUACCGGGUGAGAUGCAAGGUGCUGUUAGACAGGUUCGAGCUAGACGUAAGGUUGCUGUAACCGUUUUGGCUUUCGUAGUGAUAUUCGGCAUAUGCUUUUUGCCAUAUCACGUCUUCAUGCUGUGGUUUUAUUAUUGGCCCACUGCACAGGAAGAUUACAAUUCUUUUUGGCAUAUUUUGCGAAUUGUCGGGUUUUGCAUGUCAUUUGCAAACAGCUGCGCAAAUCCUGUGGCGCUGUACUUCGUCAGUGGAGCCUUUCGCAAACAUUUUAAUAGAUAUCUCUUCUGUCAAGGCACAAAUGUUAAUAACAAAAAACGUCACCAACAUGACACACUUUGCAUGCAUCGGAACACUUCCUUGACCAGCACCGCAUCGAAACGCUAUCAGUCGAGACAUUCCUGCCAUCAUCAGAGCACGAUAAGAAGCCGCUUACAGGACACAACCAUAACCAUGAUACCAAACGGUAGCAAAAAUGGCGCCGGAAGUGCUACCACCGACAUAAGCGAUUAUUGCUCACAUCAGCACCAUCAACUUAUGUGAGAUUUUAUUAAAUACAACCGUAGACCACAAGAAGGUCCCAACAACAGUAAUGAAAGUUAUAACGGUUGCGAAAUGGGCACUACACCCAACACAACAACGUCUCCAGCUGAACCAACAACAGCGUUUAUAGGAGCUGAGCUGAGCGAAAGCGCCAAAAUGUACUUUAAGUCAAAACGUCACAUAAGUUUUCAUGUUUCAUGCGAUAAAAUGUAAUAAAAAUUUUGUUGUAACUGCAAUGACAGGACUAAGCAGUAUUGAACUAUAAAAGGAUAAAAGAAUUUAUAUAUUCAUGUGGAGUAUAAGG